Molecule: messenger RNA, 3068 nt
Organism: Sorex fumeus (smoky shrew)
Lineage: Eukaryota; Metazoa; Chordata; Mammalia; Eulipotyphla; Soricidae
Gene: KMT5B
Product: lysine methyltransferase 5B
Exons: 11
Coding region: 396-3050 (884 amino acids)
Cellular component (GO): nucleus
Molecular function (GO): histone H4K20 methyltransferase activity; protein binding
Source: RefSeq, a predicted model, not a curated record
UUCUUUCUCGGGUUUCUCCGCCUCCCCCCGCCCGAGUCCCGAACGAGCCACCGCGGCGGCCGCGGCGGCGCGAGCUCGCGCGGUGUCCCUCCGCCGCCGGCCGCGCACUCCUUUUCGUGUCCUUCCACCGUGCCCGGGCUGCGUCCGGGCGGCUCACCGGGGGCGGCGGCGCGGCGGCGGCGCGGGCGGCGAGGCUCCGGGGCGAUGAGGUGAGGCUGCCCGGGCAGCGGAGGCGGCAGCGCGCGGCGCCAGCGAGCCGGGACGCGGAGCCCCGCGGGCGGCGGCUGCCCCUGGGCCCCCCGCGCCCGCGCCACGGCCGAGGAGAGGACGUUGCUUAUUCUCUGAGCUAUCCGAAGAGAGUGACUAAAUGCACCUGGGUCAGGCGGUCUGCGGGUAUGAAGUGGUUGGGAGAAUCCAAGAACAUGGUGGUGAGUGGCAGGAGGAGUGGAGGCGAGUUGUCUAAUGGCCACCAGCAGAACCGGUCCAAGGCGCAGCACGCGGGGAAGGACUCCGUGAAGGCGGGCAAAGCCGCGGUCGAGAGGCGCUCGAGCAGAUGCAAUGGUAACUCAGGAUUUGAAGGACAGAGUCGCUAUGUCCCAUCUUCUGGAAUGUCCGCCAAGGAACUCUGUGAAAACGAUGACCUAGCAACCAGCUUGGUUCUUGACCCCUAUUUAGGUUUUCAGACGCACAAAAUGAAUACGAGCACCUUUCCCUUGAGGAGCUCAAGGCAUUUUUCGAAGUCGGACGGUUUUCCUCACGCCAACCCCGUGAGAUUUCGACCGAUUAAAGGAAGGCAAGAAGAGCUGAAGGAAGUGAUAGAACGUUUUAAGAAAGACGAGCACUUGGAGAAAGCUUUCAAAUGUUUAACGUCAGGCGAGUGGGCGCGGCACUAUUUUCUCAACAAGAACAAAAUGCAGGAGAAAUUAUUCAAGGAACAUGUAUUUAUUUACUUGCGAAUGUUUGCAACUGACAGUGGAUUUGAAAUACUGCCUUGUAACAGAUACUCAUCAGAACAAAAUGGAGCCAAAAUAGUUGCAACAAAAGAGUGGAAACGAAAUGACAAAAUAGAAUUACUGGUGGGUUGUAUUGCCGAGCUUUCAGAAAUCGAGGAGAACAUGCUACUUAGACACGGAGAAAACGACUUCAGUGUCAUGUACUCCACAAGGAAAAACUGCGCCCAGCUCUGGCUGGGGCCGGCCGCCUUCAUCAACCACGAUUGCAGACCUAACUGUAAGUUUGUCUCGACCGGCCGCGAUACGGCGUGUGUCAAGGCGCUCCGCGACAUUGAGCCUGGAGAAGAAAUUUCUUGUUACUAUGGAGACGGGUUCUUUGGAGAAAAUAACGAGUUCUGCGAAUGUUACACGUGUGAAAGGCGGGGAACUGGUGCUUUCAAAUCCAGAGUGGGACUGCCCGCGCCUGCUCCCGUUAUCAAUAGCAAAUACGGACUCAGAGAAACAGAUAAACGCUUAAAUAGGCUCAAAAAGUUAGGGGACAGCAGCAAAAACUCCGACAGUCAGUCUGUCAGCUCCAACACUGACGCAGACACCACUCAGGAAUCAAACAACACAAAUUCUAACCGGAAGUCUUCAGUGGGUAUGAAACGGAACGGCAAGAGCAGACCCUUAGCGCGGCCGCCGAUGGCGAGGAUCCCAGCUCCCUCCCACUCUACCUCAUCAAAGCCAGCUCAUGUAAAUAAUUCCAGGGUACCAAAGAAACUGAAAAAGCCGGCAAAGCCUUUACUCGCAAAGAUAAAAUUAAGAAAUCAUUGCAAACGCCUGGAGCCACGGAACGCUUCGAGAAAACUCGAAAUGGGGAACUUGGUACUUAAAGAGCCGAAAGUCGUCUUGUAUAAAAAUCUCCCCCUCAAGAAGGACAAGGAGUCGGAGGGCACGGCCCAUGCCGCUGUCCCGAGCGGGUGCUUGACUCGGCACGCGGCGAGAGAACACAGGCAGAACUCGGGGCGGGGCGCCCCGCCGCCCGCCGCCGAGGGCUCGCCCUGCGCUUACAUAACCCGGAGGUCCCUGAGGACGAGGAUGCACCCAAAGGAGCCCUCUGCCGCCCUGCUGGAAACCCCCGCGGCUGAGGGCGACAGGAGCGACGGGACGGAGGCUGGCCCGGACGAGGCGGCGCAGCCCACCGGCCCGGCCCCGGAGGAGCCGCCUCAGGAGCCCGCGCCCGCGGGGGACGCCGAGCGUGCCAAGAGCGACGGCAGCACCUCCAAGAAGAAGUCGCGGCCGGGAAAGCCGGCCCAGCCGUCGGCGAAGGCGGAGGAGUCGGCCGCGGUACAGGACUCCCCCGGGAAAGCCGGCGGGGCCCCGGACACGGCGGGGUCCCCUGCCCAGCAGGGCGAGCACCCGAGCCCCGAGGGCGCGCCCGGGAGCUACCCGGACUGGGCGCUCUCGCCCGUGGGGGGCUCGGUGGUGCCCUCCGACGGCUUCCAGACGAAGGACAGCUGCAGAACUGCGAAAACGAAGAAGAAGCGGCGCAUCACCAGGUACGAUGCGCAGCUGAUCCUGGAGAACAGCUCGGGCAUCCCCAAGCUGACCCUGCGCCGGCGCCACGACAGCAGCAGCAAGGCCAGCGACCCCGAGGGCGACGGCGUGAACGCGUCCAAGAUCAGCAUCAAGCUGAGCAAGGACCACGAGAACGACAGCAACCUGUACGUGGCCAAGCUCAACAACGGCUUCGGCGCGGGCGCGGCCAGCAGCGCCACCAAGCUCAAGAUCCAGCUGAAGCGGGACGAGGAGGGCCGGGCCGCCUACGCCGACGGGCUGCGCGACGGCGGCGGCCUGUGCUGCAGCGACCCGCUGUCCCUGCUGGAGUCGCGCAUGGAGGUGGACAACUACAGCCAGUACGAGGAGGAGAGCAGCAGCGCCUCCUCCUCCGAGGGCGACGACGAGGACGAGGACGACGACGACGAUGACUUCGAGGACGACUUCAUCCCGCUGCCCCCCGCCAAGCGGCUGCGGCUCAUCGUGGGGAAGGACUCCAUCGACAUCGACAUCUCCUCCAGGAGGAGGGAGGACCAGUCGCUGCGGCUGAACGCCUGAGCCCGCCCCGUCCCGCCC